Molecule: messenger RNA, 1907 nt
Organism: Hypoxylon fragiforme
Lineage: Eukaryota; Fungi; Ascomycota; Sordariomycetes; Xylariales; Hypoxylaceae
Product: TPR-like protein
Exons: 1
Coding region: 252-1589 (445 amino acids)
Biological process (GO): protein folding
Molecular function (GO): Hsp90 protein binding
Source: RefSeq, a predicted model, not a curated record
AUCGGAGGCAUCUUGACCUUUACACAAUCUUGAUUGACAUCUCGAACCACAAAUUAUCACAUAUAAAGCUUGGAAAUUUCAUAAAAAGGUAUAACGACGUCAAUAUAACAACCCCUGACAAACAGCGCAUUAUUAUCGUCUUUCUUACGAAGAGAGGUAUAUCAGUUUUCAAGAGUUAGAUAUAAAGGGCAUUUGUGAAAGAAAAAAGAAAAAAGAAAAGAGAUCAGGGGCCUAAGAGGCUACAACUCAAUAUGCAUGUUGAAGAAAUAACAGACGAGGUCGCACAGCGCCUCAAGCUCUCUGAAGAAACCGAGGGCAACAAAUCUCCCCAGGCACAACAUGACGAGGGAAAGUCCACAGAAUCAACAUCGCAGAAUGCGCCGGCGUUAGUUUCGCCGGCAGCUAUAUUUCCGGAGCUAUCUCCGGGCCGGGCCAUGACCGAGCGGAAGACGGUGGAUGAGGUAGUCGCAGAAUUGAAGAGAACCCCAUUCUUCAUGACGGAGCUAGAGGAGAACGACGACACCGAGGCCCUCAAAGCUCUUGCGUAUGAGGGAACACCGCUCGAGGUCGCCUCCGACUUCAAAGACCACGGGAACGAGUGCUUCCGCAUCAAGCGUUGGGCCGAUGCCAAGGAGUUCUACACCAAGGGCGUCUUAGUCCUCGCCGCCGAGGAGCGGAAGCGCGCGCGAGGUGAGCAGCAGACCGUGCCAGAGAAAGAAAAAGACGUUAAAGAAGAAGUAAAAGAAGAAGGAGAAAGGGAGAAAGAAAAGGAGACAGAGGAGGACGUGAUCAAGAGCCAAAGAGCCAUGCUUGAGUCCCUGUACGUGAACCGCGCGGCGUGCCACCUAGAACUACAGAACUACCGCAGCUGCUGGCUCGACGGCGCGGCGGCGCUGCGGCUCAAUGACCAGAACAUCAAGGCGUACUACCGAUCGGCGAAGGCGUUCCUAGCCGUAGGCCGCAUCGCCGAGGCCGACGACACGUGCGCGCGGGGUCUCGCCAUCGCCUCGGGCAAGAACGCGCCGCUGCAGGCGCUCGCGCAGCAGAUCAUACAAAAAAGCGAGGUGGCGCGGGAGAAGCAGCGGAAGGAAGACGAGCGGGUGGGGCGCGAGAAGAUGCGGGCGCAGCUGGUCCGCGUGGCGCUCAAGGCGCGCGGCAUCCGGACGCGCACCACCGCGCAGCCCCCCGAGAUGGAGGACGCCGGGAUCCAGCUCGUGCCCAACCCCGACGACCCCGCCAGCGACCUCAGCCUCCCCGUCGUCCUGCUCUACCCGGCCCACCUCAAGUCCGACUUCAUCAAGCAGUUCCGCACGACCGAGACGCUGGCCGACCACCUCAGCUACGUCUUCCCGCUGCCGUGGGACGGCGCGGCGGAGUACACGCUGUCAGGCGUCGAGUGCUACAUGGAGACGGUGGAGGGGGGGCUCAUCAAAGUGGGCAAGAAGGCAAGGCUGCUGAAGGCGCUGUGCUCGCCCAAGGUCGAGGUCGUGGAUGAGCUUGUGAGGGUUUUUGUGCUGCCCCAGCCGAAGGCGGCGGACUGGGCGGCGGAGUUCAAGAUGAAGAAGGCGGCGGAGAAUAAACGGAGUUAAAAGGAAAGGAAAAGAAGAAAACAAAAAAUAAAAGGGGAAAAGGGGAAAAGGAGGGGAGAUAUAGGCAGGUAGGCAGGCAUAAGUCGCUAGCAGGCGUCUAUGUACCUCCUUUCCUACUACUACGUAUCUACGUGCCAAAAUAACUACUUCCAGUGCGCACGAGUAACGGGUCCGCUUCAGGAAGUGUACAAGAACUCAAUAGUGAUUUUGCCCAUUUACCUACAUUGACGGCCUAGAAUAGGCACCUAAAUACCUAGCCGAUGCCGUCGCAGAGCGCCCUCGCUCCAAUCCGAUCCGAUCCCGAUGCCAAAACACUCA